Molecule: messenger RNA, 1769 nt
Organism: Nothoprocta perdicaria
Lineage: Eukaryota; Metazoa; Chordata; Aves; Tinamiformes; Tinamidae
Gene: UNC119B
Product: unc-119 lipid binding chaperone B
Exons: 5
Coding region: 16-747 (243 amino acids)
Biological process (GO): lipoprotein transport; cilium assembly; nervous system development
Cellular component (GO): cilium
Molecular function (GO): lipid binding
Source: RefSeq, a predicted model, not a curated record
GGCGGCGGCGGGGCCAUGAGCGGCUCGAAGGCGCGCGCGGCGGCGGCGGCGGCGGCGGGGCCGGACAAGAAGCCGCCGCCGGGGGUCGGCGGCGCCCUCAGCCGGCUGCGGGGCCGGCGCGGCUCGGCGGACGCGGCUCCCCCGCGGGCCGGAGCGCCCUGGACCGAAUCCGAGCUGCUGGCGCUGGAGACCGUGCGGCCCGAGCACGUCCUGGGGCUGUGCCGGGUCACGGAGAGUUAUUUGUGCAAACCCGAAGACAACAUUUACAACAUCGACUUCACCAGGUUCAAGAUCCGGGACCUGGAAACGGGGACGGUGCUGUUUGAAAUCGCAAAGCCGUCCGCCGCAGAGCAAGAUGAAGAAGAUGCAGAUGACAGCGGCGAGCUCGAUGCCAGCGCAGGCCGCUUUGUUCGGUACCAGUUCACCCCGGCAUUUCUCCGUCUUCGGACUGUUGGCGCAACCGUGGAAUUCACAGUGGGAGAAAAGCCGGUGUCAAACUUCCGAAUGAUUGAGCGACAUUACUUCCGAGAUCGCCUGCUGAAGAACUUUGACUUCGAUUUUGGCUUCUGCAUCCCCAGCAGCAGGAACACGUGCGAACACAUCUACGAAUUCCCUCAGCUCUCGGAAGACCUCAUCCGCCUGAUGGUCGAGAACCCCUACGAGACGCGCUCAGACAGCUUCUACUUUGUGGACAACAAGCUGAUCAUGCACAACAAGGCUGACUACGCUUACAACGGAGGGCAGUAACUGUUACAUGUGCUGUGCUACUGCGAGCCGUUCCGGAUAUCCGGAGAGGGACCCGAGUUACUGUCUCGUGCAGCAAGGCUUCUCGCCAAACCUCUUCUCCUCGUGUGAGACUGAAAACACGAAGAAAAGAAGGCAGCUCAUGAAAGUAGAGGAAACCUCCCUACAGCGCUUCCCUAUGCAACAUUCCCAUGUACCCUGCCUCUGUCCUGCUCCAUUCCUGGAUACCUUCUGGUACCUUGGUUAGGUUAUGGAUUGGAGGCUCUGUUAGAAAAUUAUUGCUGUUACUUUUUUGUUUUGUUUUUAGUUAGUUUGCACUUUUAGUGCUUCAGGUGUUUGACCAGUGGAGUGACUGAUUACCCUCUUGUGAGAGGUCAGAUUGUUUCAGUAAGUUGUUGCUUGGCAUGAAAAUUUGCCCCCUUCAGUUAGGCAGCAGCACCUGAAGAGCAGAUCCCUAGCCCAGUUGGAUAAUGGCCUUUCACUGCGCAGUGGUUUAGUCUGUAGCAUGACUGGGUUUGCUUUGUAGGGUGCAGCUUUAUGUUCCCUGGUGGGAAGUAAGAGACUGAUUCAUGUUCUAUGCAGUGCAGGAAUCUUCCUUCUGCUUCCAGGAGCCUGAACUGCUCCUGGGAAUUGCUUUAUGUGUAUUUUGCCAGGGAUUCCACUAGAAAUGCAAGAUAAAAGAAAAAGGGAGUUAAUCCAGGUUAGUCAUUGAGUCAGUCUGAUAAUAUUUCUGUUUUGGCUCAUUUGUGUAAAUUGUCGAAUUAUGGAGCUUGGGGUCAACUUUAGAGCUGAAGUUAAUCUCAGUUUGUUUCUCCUGCUUCUCGUGUGCAGGAUUUGAGGCUCUCCUUAAAGGAGGAAUGUCUUCAGGCUGGCAACGUGUUGUCAGUCUAGCUGGGGUGUCCUAGUGUCCUUGGAGAAAAAAGGAGAAUGUGGAAAUUCACCUAAGAAUGUGUGGGAAGUGGAGCUUCCUAGGCUUCCAUCUUUGUAUGCUUUUUAAGCCUUUUGGACCUGAAUGAUCCGUCUCU